AGUUAGUCUAGUCGAAUCAAAUUUAAUUUCGUGCAUGAUUCAAAUCAAAUAUACUCGAUUCGAUUAAUGUCGGUUAACAACUCUAUGUCGAUUACAAAAAGCUGGUGCAAGUCGAGUAAACUUUUCCAAUUCAGUAAACCUCAAUAAAAACAGAUUCGGUAAACCUCAGUAAACUUUCGACUUCAAUUCGAAUUUUCAGUAUUUGUGGGAAUACAAUGUUACAAAUCCCAAUUGUUUUUCGCAUGCCAACAUUUUAUACAAAAACAUUGACGAACAUAAGUAGAUUUAGUUAGUGAAGACAACAAUGGCGGAAACUUCCAGCUGUGAUGAAACCACUCGUCUUCCUUAUAAGCUCAUGCUUUCUUGCCCUUAUGGUCUCUCUCCUUCUCAGGUUUCAGUGAUUUUUGAUAAAGCAUAUGAUAGAAUCCCUCAUCCUGAUCAGAAUCUCGAGAAUUCUAUUGCUGAGAUUUGGGAUCGAAGAGUUCAAAAAAAUCCAUCAUUGUUUAAUGGGAAGAAGUUCAGAUAUGGUGGACAUGCGUUCCAUAUUGAUAAUGUCUGUGAUGGUGAUCAAAAGCAAGGCUGUCAUGUGUACUUGCACCUUGGUUUGACUGAUUACAGGACUUUCGUGGGAACAAACUUAAAUCCAAUGUGGGAAAAGUUUCUAGUUCAAUCAGAAGAUGAAACUGUACGAUGUCAACACACAUCAAAUCCUCUGGGUAACGGUGCAAUUGUAGAGACUUCUGAUGGAAAGAUUCUUCUGCUGAAACGAAGUAAUAAUGUUGGGGAAUUUCCCGGACAUUUUGUUUUCCCUGGUGGACAUCCAGAGCCGGAGGAGGUUGGAAUCAUGUCUCACGAUAAUGUGGUCCCUGAAUCGCUUAGUACAAGAGUUUCCUUGGAGAUGUUUGAUAGUAUCAUUCAUGAAGUGGUAGAAGAAACUGGAAUACCAGCCAUAUCCUUGGCCAAGCCAGUUUUUAUUGGUAUAUCAAGAAGGGAGAUGAAUGUGCGACCUACUGCUUUCUUCUUUAUAAAGUGCUCGCUCGAGUCUAAAGAAGUUGAGAAGUUGUAUGGCUCUGCGCAGGACGGCUUCGAGUCUACUCAUCUUUACGCAAUUUCGAAGGAUGAACUGGAUAGCGUUGCAUGGAAGAUGCCGGGAUGCCACCAUGGCGGCGUUUCUCUCUACCGAUUGAUGUUGAACACUGUGGGUGGUCGUCUUCCUUAAACUUACUCAAAUUCUUGUUACAUUGAAUAGGUUAACAAAACAUAUUUAAUUUUAUAGACUUUCAAUAAUAUUAGUUCGUAGUUUAUUUCUAAUAUCAAA
This is a messenger RNA of Amaranthus tricolor (Joseph's coat), 1318 nucleotides long. Its product is annotated as nudix hydrolase 9. Gene Ontology annotation, molecular function: GDP-mannose hydrolase activity. The transcript is spliced from 9 exons. Bases 305 to 1219 code for a protein of 304 amino acids. Lineage: Eukaryota; Viridiplantae; Streptophyta; Magnoliopsida; Caryophyllales; Amaranthaceae. The record is from RefSeq and is a predicted model, not a curated record.